UUCUGUUGUACCUGCAUCACCGGCGGGCCGUUCCCCAACUCGCCAGACUCCCGGACCCCGGAUAUUCGACGUUUUUAGCCUGGUCCCAUCAAGAAAUUUUAUUUGUACGCCGUCUCACCUUCAAAGACUGUCACCGGUCCACCAGAUCCCGACCAAUCACCAAGCACAUCCAACAAGUGCAGCAACAUGUCAGAACAAAUUCCAUCCACCGUGUCGAAAGACGAACAUCAGAGGAAACCGAGAGGACCCAAACCACCGAAACAAAAGAAGGAAAACCCCAUCACGGCCGCUGUCAACUCAUGGCUCCAAGACCACACCCAAUCCAUUUCCCUUCCCACACUACUUUCAACACUAGACAGCAUCCAGGAUGAAGGCCAACUCAAAGCCCUCCUCCUCGACAAAGCGCCCAAGCGGUGGGUAAUCUACGAACCCAUGGUCCUUCUCCCCAGCGGUAGUUUCACCACCACUCCCUGGCCUCAGCUCCUUGACUCUCUUUCUUCCAACGUCAAAUCCAGUUUGUGGACCCGCAUCUUGUCAAACAUCACUAGCGACGGGGCGUCAAAGGUGGACUUGAGCAGGUUGGCUGUUAAUGAAGGGAUCCCUUUACAUAUUGCCGACGGCGCUGCUGAAAAGGAUGCAAGAGAAGAGGAAGAAGAGGAGAACUUGUUGCGCUCUCCCAGCGGCCUCAAGUUACUCCACGGCGACUUUGGUCCCGCCUUAUCACCAUCCCCCACCGUGGCCCUAGUACCAACGCCACAAGAUUUCGAGCAAGCAUUCUGGGUGUCGACCAAGCAGAAUGGGAUCACGCAGAUUUGGGCGCCGCGGUACACCAUGUUUUCGCGGGGGAACGUGAAGGAGAAGGCUAGAUUGUUGGAUUUCCACCGGUCUCCAACUCCCAUUGGCGCAGCGCCCACCAGCAGCAACGGAGCAGCAGCACCACGACAGCAACAACAACAACAACAACAACAACAACAACAACAACAACAACAACAACAACAACAACAACAACAACAACAACAACAACAACAACAACAACAACAACAACAACAACAACAACAACAACAACAACAACAACAACAACAACAACAACAACAACAACAACAACAACAACAACAACAACAACAACAACAACAACAACAACAACAACAACAACAACAACAACAACAACAACAACAACAACAACAACAACAAAGCCUGAGUCAUCGAGGAAGAGCACCGACCGUCCUAAAGGGCAAAUACGCCCUAGAUCUAUACGCAGGCAUCGGCUACUUUGUCUUUUCGUACGCCAAGCUGGGGAUGCGCGUGCUCUGCUGGGAGAUCAACCCGUGGAGCGUGGAGGGGCUGCGGAGGGGCGCGGUGGCGAAUAAGUGGAGUGUUAAAGUGUUUCAGGGGGAAGAAGACCUGACAAAGAAGACCACGGCGGAGCUGCUACAGGAGGCAGAUGCCGAGGGGGUACAGAUUGUGGUGUUUUUGGAGGGGAACGAAAGUGCAGGGCGGAGAGUAAGGGAAUUGAGAGAACGGAAAAGGGAGUUGGAUGUGGUUCAUGUGAAUGGAGGGUUUUUGCCUACGAGUGAGAAGAGCUGGAGGGAUUCGUGGCAGGCGGUGGUGGGGAAAGGGGUGGGGGAUGGAUGGUUGCAUUUACAUGAGAAUGUUCAUGUGAAAGAUAUCGAGUCGCGAAGGGGGGAGAUUCAGGAACUGAUGACCCGCUGGAACGAAGAGUUGGAUGACAGUGAUGGGACAACAACAGAGACAAAGGCGGUGGUGGAGCAUGUAGAGCUCGUCAAGACGUUUGCGCCAGAUGUGUGGCAUUGUGUCUUUGAUGUAUACAUUAAAAGGUGUUGUGAUACAGGUAGUAAGUAG
Molecule: messenger RNA, 1860 nt
Organism: Neurospora crassa OR74A
Lineage: Eukaryota; Fungi; Ascomycota; Sordariomycetes; Sordariales; Sordariaceae
Exons: 1
Coding region: 187-1860 (557 amino acids)
Biological process (GO): tRNA methylation
Cellular component (GO): cytoplasm
Molecular function (GO): tRNA methyltransferase activity
Source: RefSeq, a predicted model, not a curated record